AAACCAGUGCUGAUGACAUCGCACACUGUGCACUGCACGUCCUAUAGACAGUCCACUGAUCAUUGCUAUGAUGGCAGGGUUAAAUGCGUUUAGUUUUAUUUUGCUAACUCUCAGCUACUGGAACUGCGCAAAAGGAUGCACAUGGAUGAAGACGCAGAACAGAGCAUCUCUCAGCAGCUUCCAGGUUUUAAGCAACAGCUCGAUUUCUCAUCUUGAACAAGCGUGCAAAGAUCCCGUGAAUGCUCAUGGCAAACUCAGCAUGGAGUUUCCACACAAACAGUACAACCGCAUACUCCAACUAGAGGCAAAGGAUCACAUAAUGUUCACAUUGCGGACUCUAAAGAGCAUCAUGAGGAUCUAUAGUGGGAAAUAUGAGACGGUGGACUGCGACCAAACUCAACUGCAGAUCUUUCUGCUUGAUGUGGAUCGGCAGAUUAUGGAGCUGGAGCGAUGUGCAAAAAACAUCGUGGUCACUGAAGUACAGAAGAAAAUAUCUAAAAAGAUGGGAAUCCACUUCAAAAGUCUGAAUUCUCACCUUAAAAACACGGAUUACAGUCCAGAGGGCUGGAAGGAGAUUGCGGCAGUGGUGCUGAAACACCUGAGAAGACUCGAUCUUCUGGCCACUAAAACUAAAAGAAAUCUUCAUGAUCAAACAUUUUAAAUGCUCAAUGAACACCAUAUCCCUGUUUUUUUCUUUUUUCUUCUUUCUUUUUUUUCGUAAUUUUUGGUUUCAAGUAAAUUCUUUUAUCUUGAAUUAUUUAUAUGUAUUUCUUUUUUUUAUUAUAGCUUAUUGUAUUUGUAUUUUGGCGACUUUAGUUAUUUAUAUGUAUUUGA
Molecule: messenger RNA, 834 nt
Organism: Tachysurus fulvidraco (yellow catfish)
Lineage: Eukaryota; Metazoa; Chordata; Actinopteri; Siluriformes; Bagridae
Product: interferon a3-like
Exons: 5
Coding region: 68-661 (197 amino acids)
Biological process (GO): defense response
Cellular component (GO): extracellular region
Molecular function (GO): cytokine receptor binding
Source: RefSeq, a predicted model, not a curated record